Messenger RNA from Tyto alba (common barn owl), 5010 nucleotides. It is a transcript of the gene AKTIP, whose product is annotated as AKT interacting protein. The transcript is spliced from 11 exons. Lineage: Eukaryota; Metazoa; Chordata; Aves; Strigiformes; Tytonidae. The record is from RefSeq and is a predicted model, not a curated record. The coding region runs from base 144 to 1025 and encodes 293 amino acids.
GCGGGCGGCGGCGGCGGCUGGCGGGGCCUGGGCCGCGCCUGUAGCGGAGCGGCGGGAGCCUCGGCGGCGGAUAUAAACCAGAGGGACCUGAGGAUACUCUGAAGACACUGAAAAGUUGCAGUCGUUUAUUUGGAAUACACGUUAUGAACCCUUUCUGGAGCAUGUCUACAAGUUCUGUGCGCAAGAGACCUGAUGCUGAAGAGAAAACUUUGAGUGGAGAGCUGCGAACUAGUCCUCUACGAGCAUCUACAAAGAAACAGUUGCCUUCUAUUCCAAAGAAUGCUGUGCCAAUAACCAAGCCUGCUUCACCUGCUACAUCAUCCCAGUCGACAAAUGGAACACAUGCUUCUUACGGGCCUUUUUAUUUGGAGUAUUCCCUCCUUGCAGAAUUUACCUUGGUUGUAAAGCAGAAAUUGCCAGGUGUCUAUGUGCAGCCAUCUUACCGAUCAGCAUUAAUGUGGUUUGGUGUAAUAUUCAUAAGACAUGGGCUCUACCAGGAUGGUGUGUUUAAAUUUACUGUCUAUAUUCCUGAUAAUUACCCAGAUGGAGACUGCCCGCGCUUGGUUUUUGAUCUGCCUGUCUUCCAUCCGCUAGUAGAUCCUUUAUCCGGUGAACUGGAUGUGAAAAGAGCAUUUGCAAAAUGGAGGCGAAAUCAUAAUCACAUAUGGCAAGUAUUAAUGUAUGCUCGCAGAGUCUUCUACAAGAUUGAUACAACUAGUCCUCUGAACCCUGAGGCUGCAGUGCUAUAUGAAAAAGAUAUUCAGCUGUUCAAAAGUAAGGUGGUGGACAGUGUCAAACUAUGCAGCAGUCAUUUAUUUGAUCAGCCCAAAAUAGAGGAUCCCUAUGCAAUCAUUUUUUCUCCAUGGAAUCCAGCUAUACAUGAUGAAGCCAGAGAGAAGAUGUUGACUCAGAAGAAGAAGCCAGAAGAUCAGCACUGCAAAAGCACACAUGUUUCUGGCCUGUCGUGGGUGAAGCCUGGCUCAGUUCAGCCUUUCAGCAAAGAAGAGAAGACGAUGCCUACUUAACUUGGCUGGACGAUGGUGCACAAAACACUUUCUAUGGGUGGAGGGAAUGUAAUGGAGGGAGAAACAGCACAGCAGCAGUUUCCUUCUUGAGUACGGAUUAGUGAAAACUGAACAGUAGCAGUGACUCCAGUAAACCUGUUCAAUGGAUUACUGACUCUUAAUGUUUUACAUACGCAUUAGGUUUUAAAGGCUUGCCUGGAGUUUGAAAGUCUCUCUUGAACACUGCAGUACUUCUACCUGAAGACUGUCUAGAGUGGGUAAUUCCUCAGGGCUCUGGAAUGCCUGGAGGUUUUGGGUUGGUUUUUAAGCUUUUAUUUUUUUCCUCCAGGAAUAGCAAUUUUUUUAAAAAAAUCUUAAAUUACUGGCAGAAAUAUUAGCAUUGGAAAUAUGAUGCCAGAGGUAAGCUGUGUUCAUGUAAACUAAUAUAGCAGAGUUAAACACUAUAUUUAAUGGUUUUAAAUACUUUUGAUUUCUAUUGUAAAUAUAUUAGGAUUUGAAAUUGUAAAUAGACGGUUCAUUGACUCCAUUUAGCACUUUGCAGAGAUAAAUCUGGGGAUGAUGUAUGAUGUAUUAUUGAUUUGUAAAUGGAUAUCGUCACUGAAGCGCACAUUAGUCUGACAAGGUGAAAGCUUGUUAGGCUUUUGUUACAGAAACACUAAAAGCUUCUAAUGGUGGUCUCUUGAGCUAAUAAAAUCUUAGGGGAUUUUAGAUUCCCUAGGUGUCUAGGGGAUUAUUUAGGAGAGCUUGACUAAUGUGUGGUAAUAGUGACAUCUUAAAAUAAAAAGAAACCAUGAUCUAGCUUUUGUCCCUCUGUUUGUCCAGGCGGCAGAGAUGUAGCAGGGCCUGGAGGGGCCGGGCGGCAGCCUGCGCUCAGCACAGCUUUCUUCCACCUACAGGAAAGCCUUUCAAAGCCCGUGUGAGCUCAGGGCAGAGCCUUUUACUUUGUGCAAGAGCCUUCGGGAUUGUCCUGGGAAAACCCGUGAUGUUAACCCUUUACAGCCGGGCUGCUUUUUCUCUGACUACUCAUACUUGUACUGAUGGCGUUAAUGCAAACCCUGCUGUCUAGUAACAAGCCGUAGUGAGUCCAUACAGAAACAUGAUGUGGUGUUUGGGGAGGGUGGGGAGUGGUGUGGUGUAUGUUUUGGUUUUUGUGGGGUUUUUUUGUCUUUUGGUUUUUUUCUGACAAGCUAAAUGCACUUGUCAUAUUACUACUGUUCCCUGUUGCCUUUGAGAACAACUUAGUUCUUAAGGAAAUAGACAAAGACUUCACAAGUAAUAUGCUAUCAUAUACCAAAUGAUAUAAGGAUGACUUGUGUGGUUUCUAUGCAGCGCUUAACAUUGUAUAAAUUAAGUACUUACUCUGUUUUAGGUAAUGCUGAAAUCUUACUGCAUGAUGUUGCUUUAAACCUUUUAAAGCUUCUGCCUUGCCUUUGAGAUGCAGCAGUUUCCUGGGGCUGCCUGGAGUGUCUCUGGUGCUGCUGGAAUUCCUCUUAGACAGAAGAAUGCAGAGGGUAUGCAGAGCGCAAGGGUCCUCUUUAAGGCAAAGAAGGAAGUACAUCCAAAGGUGCAUUUCUCGGGGAUACUCUUUCCUCUUUAACUCCUCUCAUCUUACAGAGUGUUUGUUACAGGACCUAGGCUAUUGACGAAAUGCUAAGAUGUUCCUUCUAAGCCUUAGUAUAGCCAUUUGUACUCGGUGUAAUAAGAGAACUGUAACUCAGAGUGGCUCCUUCCUAGACAAAUUUGAGGUUAAAGUAAGAGGAAAUCUAAGCAUAAGUUACCAAGUGGAUGCUUCUGAAUGAGGUACUUGGAGCUGAACUAUUGCCUUUAGCUCUCUGAAAGCUCUGGUGAACUCUAUUUGUGAGGUGUGGGUCUAUGUAAGCUGAAGUCUCUGACAGGCUCUGGUCAUGUGAAUUAGUACAGCAGAUUUAAACGUAUUCAAUGGCUUUGAAUGCAUUUUUUUUUUUUUUUUUUAAUUGUAAACUGUACUGAAAGUGGUGAUUGAGUACAGAUCUUCCAGAAGGACACUUAUGCCAAGCUUCAGUCAAUUGCUGACUGAGAUAUCUGUGACUUGCUAUGAUUUUGUAGGACAACUAUGUCAGAGUAAACUUAGUUUCUACUAUCUUCGACACAAAUAUAUCUUCUCUAGCUCAGAGCUCAAUCUAACUUUGUUAUGGGGCUGAGAUGAUAUGUAUUGAAAAAUGGAUAGGGAAAUCUAGAGCAGUCUUUAGUGGCUCUCUGAAGGUUGCUGAUGAUGUGUUUUCAGACAACUGCAAAGUCAUGACAAGAGUAAUUCUCUGUAUUUCCACUUCCAUUAGUAUUGUCAUGUCAUCCCUAGAGGAGCUCAUCACAAGCAGUCUGGUGCUUUGAUACAUCAGUAAGUAAAGCCGACAGACUUGGUGUGGGAUGGUUUGCUGUUUGGGUCUCAAAACAGUGGCUACUGUUAGGAGAAGUACUAUAUCUGUUUCUGCAGCAACACUAGGAAUCAGCACCAGCAAGAUAACACCAAUCUAAAUGUUGUUUUCUUGCUGGUAAUGAUGGCUUGUUGGAGCAAAACAUUCAACUCCAUACCUCAAAAUAAACCUAUGCAAAAAGUGGAUUUGAGGUUUUUGUGGUGGUUUCUCUGUUCUCCCUUUCCUACUCCUUUGGAAGCAAGGCUUAGGGAGAAGGCUUAGGGCUUGCAGGUACUUUGCUCUUACUUGUAAGUAUUUUUUUGAAAAAACAUGUUACAUAAAUAAGUGUUAAGUCCUGUCUUCAGAUCAAAAACUUUGAGGAGAGUGCAAAGUUCUGAAUUGGCACCUUGGUUUAUGUACUCUUUCCUGUAGUAGGAAUGUUCUAUCCCUUUACUUAAAGGUGUUUUUUCAUUCUUGCGUGCUAAAGUUAGCUAUUUUGUGAGACCAGGACUUAGGCGGCAGGUGGCUGUAACCCCUUUAUGAUUCUUUACGUGUAUCAGUACAGAAAAGGAGAAGCCUGUGGACCGUAGAAGGCGGCAAGUGGUUCUCUCUGCUGUUCCUGUUGUCAGUUCUGUGCCGGCGUGUGCUGAAAGACUUUCUGCCUUUCCCUCUCUUCCUUGCCUGCCGUGGGAAAGCAAAAGGAAGCUGAGACCUUCAGGAGCGGUUGCUUAGUGCCACAGCUGUUUCUUGAAAAGCUAGAGAGUGUGAGAGUGUGCCUGUGCAGGCAAAGGAAUGAGUAACUGGGCACGUAGGGCUUCUCUGCCCCAGUUGUCCUGGUUCAGUGAUCUUUAGGAAACUACUGCCAGUGUAAAACAGGGCUUUGAAACUUCAUUUUUCAGUCUUUCAAAACAAAAUGUCGUUCUUACCCUGUGUUGCCAGCCACGGAAGCUGUCUGGCCCCCCUCCACCUGUGAGGGCGAGCUCCUGUGGGCGGGGGGGCUGCGCACCCUUGGGUGCAGCCGUGGCAGGGUCAGCGUUGCUGGUGGCACCUCCCGGGCCGGCGUGGCCGAGCGCGGCUCUGCAGGGAGCUCCCGGCUUCGUCUCCCAGCACCGAGGGGGUCGCCGCUCCCUGGGAUCUUUGCUGAAGACAUGGAUGACCACGUCCAGCUCUGGUGACAAGGGAAACAUCUACACACUGUCUGGACUUCAGCCUUUUUGUUAUGCAGGUAAGAAUUCCACUGUAAAUUCAGUUGAAGUAAAAUAAAAGCAUCUUUCAUUAAGUCCUAAAUUUUCCCAUUAUUCAGAGAAGUGAGGAUGACUGAAAACAGAGGUUUUAACUUUUGCUUUCUUAUAAAAACUUGCUAGAAUGUGGGUGUGCUACGUCUUACAUGAACACCACCCUGUCCCAGUUAUAUCACUGGAAAGGAGAAUUGCUGUACUGGACAGGUUGUUAGUAGGUUUAAUGCUUUCCUAAUAAGUCUGGUAUUUUGGAACUAGUUUCAAUGAAAACAACUACUAGAAGUCUAACAUCUGCACCCCUUUCUUACCCUACCAGUAGGGGAGAGAUUUCUCCCAGGCAGCCUGAUUUAGUCCAUU